GGCCAUGUCAGGCUACAAGCCUAUCAGUGGCAUACACCAGCAUCUUUGCGCGUUUCAUGUCUAUGCACACGACCGCACGCGGCCUGUCGAAGCACAUCAUUUCUGCAAGCACCUAACCCCGGACAUGCAUCAAUGCAUAGUCUACGAUUCGAAUGACCAGAACGCAAGGCUCAUUGGUAUUGAGUACCUCAUUACUGAGAAGGUAUUCAACACGCUCCCUCAAGAAGAGAAGAGGUAUUGGCAUUCUCACAAGUACGAGAUCGAGAGUGGAAUGUUGCAACUGAUGCGUAACGACUUGCCUCCCGGCCCUGUCAAUGACAAAGCAGAACAGUCAACAAUGCUUGCACUUCACACGACAUAUGGAAAGACAAUACACACGUGGGCCAUAGACAUCUAUCCGGACUUGCCAUUGGGCGCUCCGCAAUUGAUGAUGUCAUAUACAGGCGAUGGACAGCUUGAUCCGAAAUGGCUCAAGGCUAGGGAUGAUAAGUACGGCAUGCCGACAGAAGAAAAGAGGAAGCUCCGUAAAGGCUACUUGCCGCCAUACGAGAAGGCACAAGGCUCUGAUGCCUGGGAGACUACAGGAAAGGGCGUUAUCUUUGACCCCGUUGAACAGACCGUCAAGUUCUGAACGGUGGAUCGGAGUAAUAAUCGUCAAGGGAUAGGAUGACAUGGAAUAUGGUAAAUGGAAGGCUUAACAAUAUCAAAUUUGUCUGUAGGAAUCAACCCCCACUCAAACUUGUCAAUAAAGAUUCACGUAGAG
Molecule: messenger RNA, 763 nt
Organism: Fomitiporia mediterranea MF3/22
Lineage: Eukaryota; Fungi; Basidiomycota; Agaricomycetes; Hymenochaetales; Hymenochaetaceae
Product: embryo-specific protein
Exons: 8
Coding region: 5-631 (208 amino acids)
Source: RefSeq, a predicted model, not a curated record